Molecule: messenger RNA, 5971 nt
Organism: Hippocampus zosterae (dwarf seahorse)
Lineage: Eukaryota; Metazoa; Chordata; Actinopteri; Syngnathiformes; Syngnathidae
Product: aryl hydrocarbon receptor nuclear translocator-like protein 1
Exons: 20
Coding region: 390-2309 (639 amino acids)
Biological process (GO): regulation of transcription by RNA polymerase II; circadian rhythm
Cellular component (GO): nucleus; transcription regulator complex; aryl hydrocarbon receptor complex
Molecular function (GO): DNA-binding transcription factor activity, RNA polymerase II-specific; RNA polymerase II cis-regulatory region sequence-specific DNA binding; protein dimerization activity
Source: RefSeq, a predicted model, not a curated record
GCAUUUUUGAUUGGUCAGAGUAGAGCCAAUGGCGCUAGCACUGCUGCCAUUGGUUGGAAAACUAGGUUAGUGGUCCGACAGGCAUGACGGCGAAGAGAAACUGGGUCACCGAUUGAAAAUCGUUUAUAUCACAGUUCUUUGACUAUCUACAACACAUUACCCAGCGGUCUUCAAUGGAUAGUCAAAUCGUAAUAGUUAUGCUGGCUUCACCUGGUACCUAGGGAUCAGAUCAGAUUGGGAGAACAUUACCUACCUACCAGACAUCAUACAAGAUUCAAGCCAUCUGCACUGAUCUGCGUACUACUCGGCCAGUCAAGGAGGCCAGUUCCUGUUUCUUAUCCAGAUAAUUCAAGUAGCUCUUUCCCCAUUAUCUGAGGGCUCAAGAGUGGAUGGAAGGAGAUGAUUUUAACACAGAGGCUGUGAUGAACAUCUGUGAUGACCUGAUGGCAGACCAAAGGAUGGACAUCUCCUCUACAAUGACCGACUUCAUGUCUCCCAGCUCUACCGACCUCAUCUCCAGCUCGAUCAGCACUCCUGGCAUGGACUACACUCGGAAAAGGAAGGGCAGCACCACAGAAUAUCAAAUCGAUGGCUUCUCAUUUGAUGAUAUGGACUCAGACAAAGAUAAACUGGGAAGUGACCAACCAGGCCGCAUAAAGAAUGCCAGAGAGGCUCACAGCCAAAUUGAGAAGCGUCGAAGGGACAAGAUGAACAGCUUUAUUGAUGAGCUGGCGUCACUGGUGCCCACAUGUAAUGCCAUGUCCCGUAAACUAGACAAGCUGACAGUUCUUCGCAUGGCCGUUCAGCACAUGAAGACACUCAGAGGAGCAGCAAAUCCAUAUACAGAGGCCAACUACAAGCCUUCCUUCCUUUCUGAUGAUGAGCUGAAACAUUUAAUACUAAGGGCUGCUGAUGGCUUCCUGUUUGUGGUUGGAUGUGAUCGAGGAAAGAUUCUUUUUGUUUCGGAAUCGGUUUACAAGAUUCUAAACUACAGCCAGAAUGACCUCAUAGGUCAGAGUCUCUUUGACUACUUACAUCCCAAGGACAUCGCCAAGGUCAAAGAACAGCUGUCUUCUUCGGAUACAGCCCCUCGUGAAAGGCUCAUAGAUGCUAAAACUGGUCUUCCGGUGAAGACGGACAUCACGCCUGGGCCAUCUAGACUUUGCUCUGGUGCCAGACGGUCAUUUUUCUGUCGGAUGAAGUGCAACAGGCCGUCUGUCAAAGUCGAAGAUAAAGACUUUCCCUCAACCUGCUCAAAGAAAAAAGCUGAUCGCAAGAGCUUCUGCACUAUCCAUAGCACAGGAUACCUAAAAAGUUGGCCGCCCACAAAGAUGGGUCUUGAUGAAGACAACGAGCCUGACAACGAAGGGUGCAACUUGAGUUGCCUGGUGGCCAUUGGUCGACUACACCCGCAUAUUGUCCCCCAGCCUAGCUUGGCAGACAUCAGAGUGAAGCCCACCGAGUAUGUUUCCCGGCAUGCCAUUGAUGGCAAAUUUGUCUUCGUUGACCAGAGAGCAACAGCCAUUCUAGCCUACCUACCGCAGGAGCUCCUCGGAACAUCCUUCUAUGAGUAUUUUCACCAGGAAGACAUCGGCCAUCUGGCAGAGUGCCACAGACAAGUGUUGCAGAUGAGAGAGAAGAUUAACACAAACUGUUACAAAUUCAAGAUCAAAGAUGGCUCUUUCAUCACACUGAGGAGCCGAUGGUUCAGCUUUAUGAACCCCUGGACCAAGGAAGUGGAAUACAUUGUCUCCACGAACACGGUUGUGUCGUGUCCUAUGAUGGAAGGUUCAGAAUACACUCAAUCUGUUGCCUCCCCACAGAGUAUGGACAGUGUUCUCCCUUCAGACGUAGGUGGAGGGAGACGGGCAUUGCAGACGGUGCCUGGCAUUCCCGGUGGCACUCGAGCAGGAGCUGGAAAAAUUGGAAGAAUGAUCGCAGAGGAAGUGAUGGAGAUCCAAAGGAUCCGAGGCUCCUCCCCAUCCAGCUGUGGUUCGAGCCCAUUAAACAUCACCAGUACCCCUCCACCGGAUACCUGCUCUCCUGGGGGAAAGAAGAUUCACAAUGGAGGGACACCUGAGCUGGCCAGCACUGGGAUCCUUCCUGGGCCCGAUUCCGUUGGCUACCCCUACUCCAACCAGUCCAUCAUGAGCGAGAACUCCCACCUGAGUAUAGACAUCAUGGAUGAGCCCGGCUCCAGCAGCCCCAGCAACGAUGAGGCGGCCAUGGCUGUCAUCAUGUCCCUUCUGGAGGCAGAUGCUGGCUUAGGCGGCCCCGUGGACUUCAGUGAUCUGCCUUGGCCUUUGUAAACAAGCUGAAGGAUCAACAUGCAGAGAGCGAGAGACCCCCUCCCAGCACCAGAGCCACCGGUAGAGAGAGUUCAGUCAAGUGGAAAUGGCUUACCUGUUGCAUUUUCUUUUCGGUUCCCUGCACUCUGUUGCCAACUGCUCUGCAAAAGCGUCCUUCGUGACGUUGUGAAUGAAACGGACACGGAGAUUUAAAUGUAGGAAGUGGACUCCCCGAACUUCAAGGUGAACCCGAAUGAAGGCAUUUCCAUAAUAUAAUGUUAAGGCAGUGAUAGUUACUUUCGCAGAUGGCCUCUCCUUCAAUAGAGCAGUUGCAUUUGGCCCACUGUGCUGUGUCUGCUGACGAAUAGCCUUCUUUCGAACACUGGCUCUCUCUGCUCCGCUGUCAGCUGUCGAGCCCCCAACCGAUCCCAGACUCUCAAACAUGCAGCGGUUCCAGGCUCACAGGUGGUGUUAGUCUGCGAGUGUACAAUGCGGUGUUUGCCGGUGUCCGUUACAGUUGACAUGGGAAGACCAUCACAAUAGUUAACCAUCCGGAUCAUUUGUUAAGAAGACACUUUACCCCAAGAAUUCCACAUGAAGGCAUGCUCAUGUUGCGCGUACAUCCGAGGAAGACAUCCAGCUGUUAUUUCCCUCUGUCACUUCAAUUGUUGAAUUGCGUUUUGUGUCUGAGGUUGAACAACUCAGUCCAAAAACCCUCUUAAAAAGUUGUACUCGGUGGUCCCUUUUGAAGUGGAACUGUGUUUUUCCUCAUGCACAUGAUCGGGGGCAAAAAUUGCCGUGGCCGUCUCGUAUCUCUUCCACAAGCAAACAAAAGAAGUUGUUAGAACGUGACGGGGAGCAGUGGUCCGAUGUGUGUUAAGACUCACACAAUUUCCACUGUCCAAAAACCUACAACAAAAAACAAUGCUUCUCUUCAUUCAGUUGGACAUCAUUAGCAGACUUUGUCCAGGCAAAGACUUCCUGGCAAGCUAAUUAACAUCAAACUCAGACAUAAGCCCUGAACAGAUGUUGAUUGUAUUCUCAGUCACAAAAACUAUUUAAAUCUGGUAUCGAAUGGUGAAAUCAUCCUGAGUGCUACAAAUCUGUUCCCUGAAACGCAGCUGUACCAGCCCAAUAGCUCAUUAAUUAAAAAUAAAUGAAUAAAUGGAGGGAGACUGGCCACGUCAAUUCUCAAAUGAGUGUUAAGGCCACGCUGGAAAGAAAAGUUGCCAUUUAUUCAUUUGUUCAUCUUUAUUUCUGGGAAAGAGGUCAUGUUAAAGUAUGAAGUAAUUUUUUUGAGAAAAACGUCCUCUCCCUAAAGUUUUGGAUGAAAAAUGUUUUAAUAUGAGAACAAAGUCAGUCAUCUUAAUGUUGUUGCUUUUUAGUGGCUUUUUUUCCCCUCACAGAAUCACUUUAUUCUUGAAAGUAUAUAGUCAUAUAUUUUUUUCAGAAAUAUAUAUCAGAAAAUAAAUAAUACGAAAAUCUCAUGUUCAUAUAUUUUUUUUCCCCCCCAAGAAAAAAGUCGUCAUGCUGUGAGUAUGAAAGUCCAUAUGUACACUUGCAUAUUUGAAGUCAUUUUUGGGAGAAAACGCCUAAAUGUUAACCUGUAAUGUAAUUUUCAAGACCUACAAAUAAUAAUAAUAAUAAUCAUGGGUAUGUUGUAUUUGUUGAUGGGAAAAAAAAGUCUGAUUGGCGCAAAAUCCGCCCAUGUGAACCGAAACAAAACAUCCUCCUAACAGUCAACUUUAUUUUCUUUAGGUUAUGACUUUAUGCUUGUGCAGUUACAAAUUUGUUUGCCUAAUUCUCUCCUGUUUUGCAAAUUUGUUCUGGUUAAAAUACAACUUUAUGCUUCUAACAUUGACAAGCACAUAUACAAAGAGUUCCUGUGGCCAUUGCGUUGUUCAGUGCGUGAGAAGAGGUGAGAGUUGUGUCAAGACAAGUUGCAGCAAUGUCACCACAACGCACCUGUGCCCUGAGCAUCUGACAGUUCCUGUUUGACUUGCCUCAUAUAACUUGCUGCUUUGAAGUCGCCCAAAAUGAAACAAAAUCUUACAAAUUAAUUUGAUUUUUUUUUUCCAAGCAUGAUUACAAAAAUGCUUAAAAAAAAUUACAAACCUUAAAUCCACAAAAUGCUUCAGGUACAGUCCUUAUCUUCCGUGUCUUGCAGUUAAAAAGACAAAAAAAUAUAUAUCUUAAAUCCACAAAAUGCUUGCAAAACAGUCCUUAUCUAAUUUGUCUUUAAUUGCUUAUGAAUUAAACCCUAUUUAAUUGGCAAAUUUAGUUCCGUCUUACCUCCAAGUGCGUACUAUACUGAAUUUCGACAAGCCGCAAUACUCUGACCACCACACUCCUCUCCAAUUUUGAUGCAGCAAAUGCUGCGCGAUCGCAUACUGAAACCACACCAACAAGAAAUGCACAGUGCAGAGGUACCGGAUUGAUUCCAGCUCCGGCCUCCCUGUGUGGAGUUUGCAUGUUCUCCCCGGGCUUGCGUGGGUUUUCUCCGGGUGCUCCGGUUUCCUCCCACAUUCCAAAAACAUGCAUGGCAGGCUGAUUUGACGCUCUAAAUUGUCCCUAGGUGUGGGUUUGGGUGUGGAUGGUUGUUCGUCUCUGUGUGCCCUGUGAUUGGUUGGCAACCAGUUCAGGGUGUCCCCCGCCUACUGCCCGAAGACGGCUGGGAUAGGCUCCAGCACCCCCCGCGACCCUAGUGAGGAUCAAGCGCUUUGGAAAAUGAAAAAAUGGACAACCCAUUAGACCGCUGACAAUCGUGCAAUCUUAACCACUUUCCUGUACACACUUUGUUGUAGUCUUGAAAGCAACAAGAAGCUACAGCAUCCAUUAUCGAAAAAGAGAGAUUGGCUCUGUCCCAUGUAAAUCCGCUUCAAUUCCAAGCCGCGACUCCCAGUUCCACAUACGCAUCUACCUCUGACUGGUCACUUAAAACUUACCUUUUAUAAAGGUAUCAUUUUGGAUCCAGCUCGAGUAUUGGAUAUCAUGUACGGUGUUGUGCAAGUGGUCACAAUAUAUUGGCUGGUCACACUCAACUCAUGCUAAAGAACACCACAAGACAUUAUUCUCACAAGCCAAGCCAGAUCUCUUUUAAAAGUGAUCAAAAUAUCUUAGUCACCUAACUUUUUAGAUAUUUUUAAAUUAUCGUUUAAAUAUCCAGUCAGGUCACUCGGUUUGGGAGUAAUUUAACUAAAAUACUAGGUUCAACUAAAAUUUUACCUUUAAUUUUAGAUUAAAAUUUAAUCUAAAAUUAAUAUAAAAAGUGAUUUGAAAUAUUUUUUGGAACAUGCCACCGAAGCUAGUUCUCUCCAUACGGGCAGUUUUGUUUUUUUGUAUUCAUUGUAAUUACUUGCUCUUACAAGUCUGUAUUUAAAAUUCGAUAUAGCACUCAGUAAUAACAUUAUCAGCGCAACCCCCAUUCCGGCUCGCUCAGUCAGUCCGGCAGCAGCUGUUGACGUUGUUCACUCUUUGUCUGUUGUAGUGUUUCUUUUCUGUGUUUGAAAUGCUAGACACUACAAUAAAGUAUUCCCCAUGUCGAUUACCUGUCCGCCAUCGGACAAUAAUGUAUCAAACUAUAAAUAAUAUGUUAAGAGUAUACUUUCUGCAAAUAUAUGAUUAUGAUGAGUGUAUUGUAUCAGCAGUGAAAUAUUUUUAAAAUAAAACUAUUUGUUUCUGUC